Messenger RNA from Caenorhabditis bovis, 1017 nucleotides. Lineage: Eukaryota; Metazoa; Nematoda; Chromadorea; Rhabditida; Rhabditidae. The record is from the annotation of a GenBank genome assembly.
AUGUUUCUACUAUUAUGCGUUCCCUUCACUGCCGUCGAUUAUGCAGUGCCAACGUGGAUAUUCCCCGAAUGGAUGUGUUCAAUGAUCAAUUUCUUUCAACACACUUCUGCUUAUUGUAGCGUAUGGACGCUGACACUAAUGGCAUUCGACAGGUAUCUCGCUGUGGUAUAUCCUGUUGAAUCGAUGACUCUCCGGACUCCUAAAAAUACAAUGAUAGCUCUUGUUGUCGUUUAUAUUAUCAUAAUGGCUUCUCAGAUUCCCGUUGGACGAAUGCAUGGAAUUUAUGAGUAUAACUUCAUUAUGGAGCAAAGAUCAACCUGCGCUAUACUCAGUAUUGCCACUGAAACCGCUUCACCAUUAGAGGCAAAAACCUAUUUCAUGACGUUCAACGUGUUUGGCUAUGUUUUGCCACUUGGAAUAUCAGUGUUCUUAUACUGGAGAAUGCUGCGCCGACUUUGGUACACCCCUCGGCCCGGAUUAAGCACGCCAACAAUGAACCCAAACACUGCAUUCAGCAGCAGUUCAAGUCUUCGCGGAAGGCCGGAAGCAAGAAGAGCCAAGAAAAAAGUUACAAGAUUAGUCCUUUGCGUUUUAAUAAUUUGGGCCCUUUGUUGGUUGCCACUGAACGUCUGCUUCUUCAUGUCCGGAAUUGCAUAUCCACAAUCGUUAGUGUUCUCCUAUGGAAUUAUAAUGGUCGUUGUCCAGAUUUCUAGUCAGGUGCUCGCUUACAUGAACUCUUGCCUUAAUCCAAUUCUCUACGCGCUGAUGUCUGAAAAUUUUCGAGAAGGUUUCAUUCGGGUAUUGAAAAAGAUCAUCUACACAAUAUCGUGUCGCCGUUACUGCACAAGUGUCAACAAGGUAAGUUGCUUAUGUGCGCCAGCUUUUAUGUUCAUUCGAAUCCAGUCACGUUAUCGAAUGGAAAUGACGAAUUGCAAUACAGGUGCCGUCACACCUCAGGCAAGUUUAACUGCUGCUCGAAUCCAUCAAAAUCGAAUGUAUGAUAUGGAAUCAAUUUAG